This is a messenger RNA of Solea senegalensis (Senegalese sole), 1157 nucleotides long. RefSeq names its product mitochondrial ribosomal protein L16 (gene mrpl16). Gene Ontology annotation, biological process: mitochondrial translation. NCBI's taxonomy places the organism in Eukaryota, Metazoa, Chordata, Actinopteri, Pleuronectiformes, Soleidae. Gene Ontology annotation, molecular function: rRNA binding; structural constituent of ribosome. The transcript is spliced from 5 exons. The record is from RefSeq and is a predicted model, not a curated record. Bases 172 to 948 code for a protein of 258 amino acids. Gene Ontology annotation, cellular component: ribosome; mitochondrial large ribosomal subunit.
UGCCGGAAGGAAGAAGCAGAGCAGCAAUGGCAACUGCGACCUUGUUUGGAGCGUGGUCUUCUGAGCGAUGUUGCUAGUUUGUAGUUCAGUUACGUCUCCGUAAAUGUUGACAUAACGACUACAGGAAGUGACAUUUUGGCGAUUUUAGUAUUUUCUCCACGGUAACAAAGAAUGUUUUCGUUAAUGAAAGCUGCUGUCGGCGGACUGGCCGGCGUGUGUAGAGCCUGCGGUCACUGGCAAGGUCCCUUGUUCAGCCAUUUGAAAGUCGUGGCUGCUGGACUGAAGACACAUGAAAUCCCUCCAGACUACAGUGAUGUGUUCCUGCCGGAGAAACCGAAACUGAAGGUCAUGAACAAGGUGCCAAACUUAACAAAGGCCAAGAAAGAAAUGAAGAAGCUGCGAGAUAUCCAAGGUCCAUCAAAGGCAGCAAAUACAUUCUCGAUAGGACAGUACGCUAUUGUGGCCAUGGGAGGUGGCUACCUACAUUGGGGCCACAUAGAGAUGAUCCGUCUAACAGUCAAUCGCAAGAUGGAUGCCCAAACUACAUUUGCCCGCUGGCGCAUCCGUGCCCCGUACAAACCCAUCACACGCAAAGGUCUUGGUCAGCGUAUGGGCGGAGGUAAGGGAGCCAUCGACCACUACGUGACGCCGGUCUGCUACGGUCGUCUGAUCGUGGAGGUGGGAGGAAAGGUGGAGCUCGGGGAGGUCAAGCAGUUCUUGACUGAAGUGGCAAAGAAGCUCCCGUUUCCUGCCAAGGUCGUGAGCAGAGAGAGCCUAGCAGCCAUGCACAAGAAGCAGGAGGAAAUCGAGCAGAACAACCAGAAUCCCUGGGCAUUUAAGGAGAUUGUGCGGGGAAACAUGCUGGGUAUCAGGAGGGUGGUCAGUCCCUUUGACUUGCACAACCACGGACGCUUCACAGGAAAAUUUCACCUGCCGGGGAGAGCGUGACCCACCUGACAAACCUAAAAUCAAUACACUUACUCUGUGACAUCGUCCUGGCCACUGUUGUGGAUGUUUGGAAGCCUCUGUCUUUCAUUCAUGUCAUAUUUGGAUUUUUACAUUUGUUUUUGUUCAUUUUUUACCCCCCUUUUCUUUUCAAAACAACCAAUAAACUAGCUUUUGAAAGUCACCCUCAUCUGGUGACCCAAGUAUUGCAA